Molecule: messenger RNA, 2179 nt
Organism: Sesamum indicum (sesame)
Lineage: Eukaryota; Viridiplantae; Streptophyta; Magnoliopsida; Lamiales; Pedaliaceae
Product: CBS domain-containing protein CBSCBSPB1
Molecular function (GO): protein binding
Source: RefSeq, a predicted model, not a curated record
UUCAUCUAAAUGUCCAUUCCCACGACAAUUGUCAAUUUCUUAAAAAGGGAAAUUAUAGCAAGAUCGUCUCAGGCGGGCAUUCUCCCUUUCCCUCUCAUCCUCCACGCAAAAUUCAACCCCAUAAACAACACCAAUCCCAAUUCCCAGAGAGAAGAAAAGCCAAAAGAAGAAAAGCCUUCCUCUUUGGCUCGUAUCGUUUUCCCGGUUAAUAUAGCUCAAUCACACCAGGAGGUGGGGUUAAUAUUAAUCGAGUAGAUGACGACGAGUCAAUUAGGAGGUUCCUCUUCGAGGAGAAGCAUGUCAUUGACGACCUCAACGUCUCUGGGCAGGAAGAAAGCCGCCUCGCGCGGCGGAGACGUUCUCGAUUCCCCCUCUAGCCGCAGAUCUCUAACGGCUUCCCGUUCCAUUUCCGCUCACAUUUACGGCAGGGGACUGACAGGAGAACGGACAGUGAAGAGAUUGCGGCUAUCAAGAGCCUUGACGGUACCUGAAACUACCAGUAUCAAAGAAGCAUGCCGUAGGAUGGCUUCGCGUAGAGUUGAUGCUCUAUUGUUGACUGAUGCAAAUGCAUUACUAUGUGGGAUCCUUACGGAUAAGGAUAUAGCUACAAGAGUAAUUGCUCGUGAAGUUAAUCUCGAUGAAACACAUGUUUCCAAAGUUAUGACAAGGAACCCAGUGUUUGUGCUUUCUGAUACUCUUGCUGUUGAAGCCUUGCAAAAGAUGGUCCAGGGAAAAUUUAGACAUUUACCUGUUGUCGAAAAUGGAGAGGUGAUUGCACUCCUUGACAUAACGAAAUGUUUGUAUGAUGCGAUCGCUCGUAUGGAGAGGGUAGCUGAGAAAGGAAAGGCCAUUGCAGCUGCUGUUGAAGGUGUCGAGAAACAAUGGGGUACAUCAGUGUCUGGUCCUAACACAUUCAUUGAGACACUUCGAGAGCGGAUGUUUAGACCCUCCUUGUCUACAAUAAUUUCUGAGAAUUCAAAGGUUGUUACAAUUGAUCCAAGUGAGACAGUGCUAGCUGCUGCAAAAAAGAUUCUUGAGUUUCGAACAAGCUCUGCAGUUGUAAUAGUAGAAAACAAACCUCGGGGAAUACUGACUUCAAAAGAUAUGCUGAUGAGAGUCAUAGCUCAAGAUCUUCCUCCUGAGUCCACUCUAGUGGAGAAGGUGAUGACUCCAAAUCCAGAAUGUGCAACCAUUGAUUCACCUAUAGUUGAUGCUCUUCAUAUUAUGCAUGAUGGGAAAUUUUUACACCUUCCAGUGGUUGAUAGAGAUGGACAGGUUAUAACUGUUGUUGAUGUGCUUAAUAUAACUCAUGCUGCUGUAGCCACAGUUGGUAGUACUGCUGGAGUUAGUAGUGAAGCUGCAAAUAUGAUGAUGCAGAACUUCUGGGACUCUGCAAUGGCAUUAACUACAGAUUAUGAGGACGAGACCCGGAGUGAGAAUUCCUUGAAAGUGCCUUCUGAUGGAGGAGAGACAGGUCGAUCUGUCCCGCAACCUUCUUCCAUCGCAUCCGAUACUUUUUCUUUCAAGAUUCAAGACGGGAAAGGAAGAAUGCAUAGGUUCAUAUGUGAGACACAGAACGUGACGGACCUCGUAACAGCCAUCCUUCAGAGAGUAGGGGCUGACAUUGAUCGUAACAACCUUCCACAAAUUAUGUAUGAAGAUGAAGAACAUGACAAGGUUGUACUUGCAUCAGAUAGCGAUCUUCAAGCAGCCAUAUACCAUGCAAAGCUAUCUGGUUGGAAGGGACUAAGAUUACAUUUAGAGUACUUAGGAGCACCUUCUCGUCUUCGAAGGGGAUCCAGCUCCGGAACUAUGGGACAUGCUCAAGCAGAUGCAUCAGCUUCAUCAUACGGUGCCGUUGCAGCUGGUGCUGCGCUAGUUGCUGGUUUAAGUGUCUAUGCAUUCUUGAAACGAACCGGGAACUGAUUGUUUGUAGCAUUUUCCCGCUACAUACACAUUUGGCUGGAGCUAACUUACUAAGAUUUCUUUGAAGCUUUUCAAGACCAACUGGAGAUCAGAUACGUGCAUCUAUACAUAUUCAAUACAGGAAAGUUGAUUUUUGUUACCUGCUACGUGCGAACUUUCUAGGUUUGAUUACGACCCAAAAAAUGGAUAUAGUUAGAUACAUUAUGUAUCUUAUAGUUUAUCGUAAUUGUAUAAAUCGAGAAUUGAAAUGUAA